Messenger RNA from Neoarthrinium moseri, 738 nucleotides. RefSeq lists its product as uncharacterized. The record is from RefSeq and is a predicted model, not a curated record. NCBI's taxonomy places the organism in Eukaryota, Fungi, Ascomycota, Sordariomycetes, Amphisphaeriales, Apiosporaceae. Gene Ontology annotation, molecular function: proton transmembrane transporter activity. The transcript is spliced from 3 exons. Bases 1 to 738 code for a protein of 245 amino acids. Gene Ontology annotation, biological process: proton motive force-driven ATP synthesis.
AUGGCCUCCCGCUUGGCACGAAGCGCCGUCGGGGCUGCCCGCCUCCGACCGGCUGUCUCCCAGCGCGCUCUCCCGGCCCUGGCCUCCAUCAGCGCAAGCCGCCACGCCUCCUCCAACGUCCCCGAGAAGGCCGACCCCAAGACCAAGGCCCAGUCCCUCAUCGACUCUCUGCCCGGCAGCUCGCUGGUCUCCAAGACCGCCAUCCUGUCCUCCGCCGCCGGUCUGUCCGCCUACGCCAUCAGCAACGAGUACUAUGUCGUCAACGAGGAGACCGUCGUCGCCUUCUGUCUGCUGAGCGUCUGGGGUGCCCUCAUCAAGUACGGUGGCCCCAUGUACAAGGAGUGGGCCGAGGCUCAGAACCAGAAGAUCAAGGGCAUCCUGAACGCCGCCCGUGCCGACCACACCCAGGCCGUCAAGGAUCGCAUCGACAACGUCCAGCAGAUGGGCGGCGUCGUUGACACCACCAAGGCCCUCUUCGCCGUCUCCAAGGAGACCGCCGAGCUUGAGGCCAAGGCCUACGAGCUGGAGCAGUCCACUGCCCUGGCUGCCGAGGCCAAGACCGUCUUGGACUCGUGGGUCCGCUACGAGGGCCAGGUCAAGCAGCGCCAGCAGAAGGAGCUGGCCGAGAACAUCAUUGCCAAGGUCACCAAGGAGCUGGAGAACCCUAAGGUCCUGCAGCAGAUCCUGCAGCAGAGCGUGGCUGACGUCGAGAGAAUCGUCUCGUCAAAGUCCCAAUAG